Orbicella faveolata is the source of this 3349-nucleotide messenger RNA. Its product is annotated as PP2C-like domain-containing protein CG9801. Lineage: Eukaryota; Metazoa; Cnidaria; Anthozoa; Scleractinia; Merulinidae. The record is from RefSeq and is a predicted model, not a curated record.
AGAAUAUAAUUUUUUGUGUCAAAAAUUUGUGAAUACAAAACAGUUAUAUGUUUUUAACUGAACCAUAUGAAAUUGUGCCUUUCUCCAAACAGUAAAACUAGCCAAAAAACAGCAUUAACUCUUUGUUCUAUGCCAAUAAUAUUUCUGGAAGAAGUCAUGUGUGUCAUAUCAGACUUAAUUGCUUGUAUUACUUCACCGACACCAAAGUCGAACUGAAAUGUCAUACGCUAAGAAUAUUCACAAGAAUAUUUUCAGCCCAAAAUCGGCAGAAAAAUACGAAUAAUCAACCUGGGACGAAAAACAAUAUUCUUAGUUUAAAAAAGGCUAAAGACAGUGAACGCUUGCAUUUGUUAGAGCAUAUUUUACCUUUUUCUCUUAUAAUUACAGCUUUUUCAGGGCUGGUCGGUUAGUAUAGGCCCCACAUGACAUGAGAGCCGAGCCGGUUAUUCAAGGGCUUUUUUUUCGUUGGAUUCUAAUAUCAAAGUUCAGUUGAAAUUUAAUGCUCGAGUCUAAAGGCCUUGGUUUCUGAAGAAAUUAUUUUGAUUUAACUGAGAUUAUUACACGUGUGAACAAAGAAGAUCUUUGACUAAUUUUUAUAAAGGAGCAACCGAACAAAGUGGGUAGAUUUUGGUAACUGGCGUUUAGAACUGUGACAGAGACCCGCGGGAAGGAAGAAAAUCUGACCUGCGCCACGCCCCUUAUUCAUAAUCCCUCGGCCCCGGUUUAACUUCUUCCCAUGAAAAAUUAUCUUCGAUUCUUUAUUUCCAGUCUUGGAAAUUUGGAUUUUUCACUUACACCCGUCAUAUCUAUUUGUAAAAGAGGGUACCCUGCUUCCAUAAGCUUUCUUUCUUCUGUAAAAGCGCGUGGACUCAAUUGGACUUGAACCAUGAACUCUGAACCCAGGAUUAAACGGAGGUGUUCAAGUUUAGUAGAAAAAAAAGAGUACGAAGAAUUAUCGAGAUAUUGACAUUUCAACAACUCUUUACUUCUUAGCCGUUCAAUUGUCGCUCCGUCAUUCCUGCUUUUGAUCAUACUCGAGAAAAAGAUCGGUUUUCCAAAUAACGCUUGCGAAAUUUUGCGUUGGUGGUGUUACGCAUUUUAAGUGACGUCACGCAUAACAUCACGGAUAAAGUCAUCAUCACGGAUAACGUCAUCACGUGAUUUUUACCUUGUGGUACUCAGAUGAACAUAAAGGCGAAGUUAUCAUCUUCGGUUAGUAACCUGCGAAAUCGUCCUGGUGUGAGGGUGUAAGCGGUUAGAAAGACUUAAACAGCGAAAUGGUCGACAUCGAAGGCGCAUACUGGAGUUAUUGUAGUUCACACACUAUGUAUAACGCGCUUUGCAGAGAAAGUUCGACUAGCUCUGACAGUGGUAUCGUCAGCGACUGCAAUUCGGACGGGGACACUGUUUCUGUUGCCGAAGAAGUGGAUUAUUCUAAGAAACUGCAAGACGCGAUUAGAGAAAUAAUGGUGCAACAAAAUGAAGUACACUGGAGUAGACACUACGGCGACCUACCAUGCCAUAGAAUUGUACCACCCAGCAAAGGAAUACAUGCUGCAGCUACAGGACCUGAAGAGGGUGUUAAGAACAUCACUCUAGAGCCCAUAUCUCCCACCAGUAAAUCUGAAUGGAAGAAAAACAAGAAAGCAAAGGGUUGCGAACCCUUUGGCAAAUGGACAAAACGUCACCCUCGAGCAUACGGUAUUGGAACCUCAUUGUACGACUGUGAUCCUGUUACAAACUGCACUUCUGGAGAUCCAGUUGCAGAUGUCUAUGCGGUGGUAGCUGGAGAAAACAGUUGCAUUCUAGCAUUAGCUGAUGGUGUAAAUUGGGGUGAAAAGUCAAGACUUGCUGCCCGUUGUGCUGUUGCGGGUUGUCUACAAUAUUUAAGCAGUCAUUUUUACACGGCAAACACUACUCGUGACAUUAUGAGUAUUCUUCUUAAGGCAUUUGAGCAUGCACAGGAGUGCAUCAUUGACAACAAUGCAACAAUGACAACAUUAUGUGUAGCUGUUGUUUGUCAACUUGAAGCUAGUGGAAGGUGGGGUCUCUGUGUAGUCAAUGUUGGUGACAGCCUCGCAUUUACUUACAAGACAAGUAAAGGUGUACAAGAAGUGACCAUCGGCUCACACUAUGACAGUGAGGAAAGAGACAUGCGUUGCCCAGGGGGAUCUCUUGGCCCUGUUGAUGGUUACAAUCCAGACUUAAGAAAUCUGACUUUCUCAUUUACUGUUCUUGACCCUGGAGACAUUGUCUUCCUCACAAGUGAUGGCGUUUCAGACAACUUUGAUCCCGUAAUUGCACAAUGCAAACAUUGUGAAAUUCCUGGUUUGAGACGUGCUAACAGUCUUGAUUCAAUGCUGGAUGAAAUUUCAAAGAGUAAAAGUAAAUUUGACGAGGACAAUAAAGGGGGCUCCAUGGGCCAAAGUUCUAAAAGCGACCAUGACAUUCCCAGGUACCAAACACACGACCCUCCUAUCUGGAGACACAAGACAAUGCUUCAUGAGAUGACUAAGGUUAUCCAGGAAGAAGGCCCUGAAGAUCACAUAUCAGCAAUGGAAGUCUGUGCAAAGCUCCUUUCACAUGUGUGUAGAUGCACUGAGAAAAAGCGAUCUUUCCUAGAACAAGUAGACCGUGAUGAUCACAACCUAGUUGUAUCAAACAAGGAAUUUCGCAGGGCUAGGGACAAAGAAAUUUCACGGCACAUGCGUGAGUUACCAGGGAAGUUAGAUCAUGCUGCAGUUGUAGCAUUUGAGGUGGGCCACUUUUCUUCAGAACCGCUGAAGUUAGAAUCGGGUGGGCAAGCUUAUGGUAAGCGGAGACGAAGCCUGUUCAAUGACUUUAUUUCUGGACUAAAGAAAACUGCCGACAGAAGAGCAUCAGUUGAUGACCCGUCUGGUGAAUACGAGAUAAUCAGCAGCAGUGACUCUUUCACCGAGCUUUACUCCUUGUUUGGUAAUUAAUAUUAUGUACUAGUAGAACUGAAAUAUAGAAUGUUAAAUGUAUCAGUAAUAUUUUUAAUAACAACGGUUACUGAGAUUAUGGAACCUUCUUCAUCGAUCUUUCGGUGGUUAUGUCAUACAUGUAGUUUGCAUGGAAUGAAAACUGUGUGUGUUAAAGAUUUCAAAUUUAUUGUGAGGACCGUUCAUGACACAUCUUUGUCCAAGUUUCAUCUCAAAAGCUUUUUCCUUUACACCUUACUACCAUGUCCCUUACUGGAGAUGUUGUACGUGUAGUUAGUUUGAGGUAUUCGUAUAUUGUCUUCUUCUAUAAUUUGAUCAAGAAGUUUUGUAUAUUUUGUAUAUAGCAAGAAUUAAGAUUACAGCUGUAUAUCGCAUGGCAACUGUAA